CAACAAUGGUGAACUUCUAUAGCAGCAUUCUAAUCCUUGCAGUGUUGCUCAUUUCAUUAUGGACGGUGACCCCAGUGUUGUCCAAUAGCGAGCUAGAUUAUGGGCGCCGGGUGAAGAAUGAGCAAAAGCCACAUCAUGGCAAAGAUAUGAGCAAAGAAUUUGGAAAAAAGGUAGAGCAUCAUGUAAAUCAGGCAGCAGCCGACGCUGCCCUUAUCCUAAAGGCCAAAGAGGAGAUUGCAAAGCGUACAUCGACACAUAUACAAAGUGCUAUUGGUAGUGCACGAGUUGCAAUAAAUAUAAAAGAGGAGAUGCUAGAGAAAACGGCCGAGGUGAUGAGCCAAAUGGCAGGAGAGGUCUCAGUGCAACUUUCCAAAGUAGCAAAGGAACACACAAAGGUUGCCGUGGGUGACAUUGCAGCUGCACUCAAGUUUAAGCAAGAAGUCAUAAAGAGGGCUGCAGAACGCGUGAAGGAUGUUUCAGAAGAUGUUAAUAUGGCAACUAAGGCAAAGCAGGAAAUCUUGCAAAAGGUAGCGCAUGAUCUUAGCAAAGUUGCAGGAGACAUGGCAACAAGCAUGGCUAAGAUGGCCGACGUUGCAGCAGGAGUGGCUGGUGGUGCAGCAGCAGGAGUUGCUACUGGAAUUGCUGGAGGUUUUGCAGGAGGAGUGUCAGGUGGUGCAGGGGUUCACAUAUCUGGAGGUAUACAUGGGAAUAUUCAUAUUGGUGCCAGUGCUAGUGCCCAUGCUAAAGCUAGUGCUGCUGCAAGUGCUGGGGCUGGAGCUAAAGCUAGUAAGAGUGGCAAUGACAAUAUAGGGAACAGCGUAGAAGAAUAUGCGGGAGGCAGUGGAGGUGCUAGUAGCGACGGAAGUGCAUCUAGGGGAACAAAGGUAGAAGGCGGUGGCAAUGCAAAUGCUGGUGCUAGCACUAGUGUUGGUAUUUCUGGAAAUGCUAAAGCAAAUGGCAAUAUUGGUGGAAACAUUAGUGGUAGUACCAAUUCUGACGUGAACAAUAACAAAAAUGUUAAGGAAAAAGCAAGUGAUGCUGAUCAUAGCAUUAUCAUCGCUGGUGAUGCAAAAAUUGAUGGUGGAAAACAAGGUAAUCUAGGAGAAAAUUACAAAACUAAUUCCAGCGUGGGUGCAUAUGAUGACAAAAGAAUUGAUGGUGGAAUAGAAGGUAAUCUAGCAGGGAAAGGACAAGGUAAUGUUGUUGUUGGUUCGAAUACUGGUGUAGAUAGAUAUGAAGACAAAAAACUUAAUAGUGACUUUGGAGGAAAUACAAAUGGAAGUAGUAGCAACAAUAUUAGUGGCGGAGCGGAUGUAUCAGGAGGAGCUAAAAUUGGUGGUGGCCUUGAAGGAAAAGUAGGUGCCCAAGGUGAUGCCAAUGCUGAUGUUGUUAUCUCGGGAGGUGCUAAAGUUGGCGGUACCCAAGGAGGAAAUACAGGAAUAGAUAGUAAUACUAAUGCUAAUGCAAAAGAUGGUUUCAAGGUUGGUGCUGAUAUCUCUAGAGGCGCUAAAGUUGGUGGUGGUAUAGGAGGAAAUACAGGAAUAGAUAGUAAUACUAACGCUAAUGCAAAAGCUGGUUUCAAGGUUGGUGCUGAUAUCUCUGGAGGCGCUAAAGUUGGUGGUGGCAUUGGAGAAAUUGCAGGUGCUAAUAGUAAUGUCAAUACUAACAAAAAAGCUAGUGAUAAUGUCAAUGCUGGAAUAUCUGGAGGUGCUAAAGUUGGUGAAGGCAUUGGAGCAGAUACAUAUAUUGGCAGUAAUGCAGAUGCUUAUGCUAAUGGUGGUCUACAAGCUGGUGAUGGCAUCUCUGGAGAUGCUAAAGUUGGGGGUGGCUUUGGAGAAAGUACAGGUGUUAGUAGCAAUGCCAAUGCUAAUACAAAAUCUAGCUCUAGUGCUAGUGCCAAUGUCUCAAAAGAAGCUAAAAUUGGUGGUAACAUCAAAAAAGAUGUUGGUGGAAGUGGCAAUACAAAUCCUAGUGCUAAUGAUAAUGUUGAUACAACUGGAUCAAGUAAAAGUGUUGAGGAUAAUGGAGCAUACGUAGGUGGCAAAAUUAGCAAAAAUGUUGGUGUUAGUGCUAGAGUCGGAGUUUCUGGAGGUGUUAAAACUGGUAGUAAUGUAGAAGGAAAUGUAGGUGGCAAUGCUAAUGCUAACAGUGGUGUUGGUGCUAGUGCUGGUGUCUCUGGAAGUGCGAAAAUAGGAGGUGCAAUUGGAGCAAACACAGGAGUAACCACUGGCUCAAAUGUUAGGGUUGGUGAUAAUUCCGGUGUCCUUAAAGAUUACGAGGUUGGUAGAGGUAAUGGAGGAAAUGUGGGUGGUGGUGGAAAAACCAAUAUUGGUGCUAAUAUUGGUGUUGGCGCUAGUAUCUCUAAAGAUGCUAAAACUAGUGCUAGUAUUGGAGAAAAUGCAAGUGGUGGUGGUAAUUCUAAUGAUGGUCUUGGCGCUAGUGUAUCUAAAGAUGAUAAAAUUAAUGCUGAAAUUGGAGGAAACAUAGGUGGUGGUAUUAAUGCUAAUGCUGGUCUUGGUGCUAGUAUAUCUAAAGAUGCUAAAUUUAAAGCUGGUAUUGGAGAAAAUGCAAGUGGCGGUGGUAAUGCUGGUCUUGGUGCUGAUAUUGGUGUCUCAGGAGGAGCUAAGAUUGGCGGUAAUAUUGGAGGAAAUGCUGGUGAAACUAGCAAUGCAAAUCUUGGUGGUAAUGCUAAUGCUGGUCUUGGUGCUAAUGUCGGUAUCUCAGGUGGGGCUAAAGUCAAUGGUAAAGUUGGAGGAAGUACUAGUGGAAAUGGCAAUAGAAAUGUUGGUGCUAAAACUAAUGCAGGUACAUCUGGAUCUAGUAAAAGCGAUGGGGAUAAUGGAACCAAUGUUGGUACUAAUGCUGGACUUGGGAUUGCUGGAAAUGCUAAAAUUGGUGCUAAUGCUGGUCUUGGUGCUAGUAUUUCUAAAGAUGCUAAAAUUAGUAAUAAUAUUGGAGGAAGCACAGGUGGUAUCUCUGAAGGAGCUAAGAUUGGUGCCAAAACUAAUGUUGGUCUUGGUGCUAGUGUUGGUAUCUCAGGAGGAGCCAAGGCUAGUCUUGGUGCUAUUAUUUCUAAAGACGCUAAAAUUAAUGCUGAUAUUGGAGGAAACGUUAGUGGUGGUAGUAUUGCUAAUGCAGGUCUUGGUGGUAGUGUCUCUAAAGAUGCUAAAAUUAGUGCGGGUAUUGGAGGAAAUGCAGGUGUCGGUGUUAAUGCUGGUCUUGGCACUGAUGUCGGUGUCUCUGGAGGAGCUAAGAUUGGUGGUAAUGUUAAUGCUGGUCUUGGCAUUGGUAUAUCAGGAGGAGCUAAAAUUGGUGGUAACAUUGGAGGAAAUAUAGGCGAAAGUAGUAAUGCAAAUAUUGGUACUAAAGCUAAUGCAGUCACGUCUGGAUCUAAUAAAAGUGAUGGAGAUAAUGAAGCAUACACAGGUGACAAAAGUAGCACCAACAUUGGUGGUAAUGCUGGACCUGAGAUUGCUGGAAAUACUAAAAUUGAUGGGAACAACGAAGGAAAUAUAGGUGGUAAUGCUAAUGCUAAUGGUGGUGCUGGUACUAGCGCCGACAUCUCUAAAAGUGUUAAAAUAGGAGGUGGCAUCGGAGGAAAUGGUGAUGUUGGCGGUAGUGCUAAUGCUGGUGCUAAUAUAGGUCUUGGUGUCAACGGUGGAGUCUUUAAAGGUGCUAGACUUGGUGGAAAUGUUGGUGUUGGUGCUAAUGUGGGUGUUGGAUUCUCUGGAGGAGCUAAAGCUGGUGAAGACAUUGGAGGAAACAUUAAUGACAAAGGUAAUGCUAAUGCCGGCAUUGGAUCUAGUGCAAAUGUUUAUGAAAAUAGCAAGGGUGGGGGUGGUGUUGGAGGAAAGGAUGGAGCAAGUGCUAAUGCGAAUGCUGGUAUAGGUGUUUCUAAAGAUGUUAGUGUUGGUGGUGGUGCUAGCAUUAAUAAAGAAAUUGGUGCAAGUGUUGGUGGUGGCGCUAGUGCAUCAAAGAGUGUUGGUGUUGGUGUAGGGGUCGGUGCAGGAGCACACGCUGGCUUAAACUUUGGGUUCAAGGGAGGUAUUGGGGCCAAAACAAAUGUUGGUAGUAACGUUGGUGCGGGGGUUUCUGGUGAAAAUAGUGUUGAUGCUCCUAGUAAGACCAAUGGUGGUGUUGAGAAUGGAAAAAGUAAAUCAGCUGAAGCCAACACGAAUGAUGGAUAUGGUUUGCACAAGAAAGAAGUCUAAAGGAGGUUGUUCACUGUAAGAAGAUCGAUGUGCUUAUUUGCAAAAGUUUGAGACAAUUUUUGCGCCUCCGGUUACUAGUUUUAUCUUAUCUUGUAAUUCUAUUCUGGGGGUAUUAUGGCAAAACAAAAUUCCUAUUAACAUAAUAAUUAAAAUAAAUUAAUGUGCACAUCGAUGAAUACAUGAUGUAAAUUAGCCUUAAAUGGCUGAUAUUGAUUAUAAGAAUUAUAU
Molecule: messenger RNA, 4439 nt
Organism: Oryza brachyantha (malo sina)
Lineage: Eukaryota; Viridiplantae; Streptophyta; Magnoliopsida; Poales; Poaceae
Product: fibroin heavy chain-like
Exons: 3
Coding region: 6-4211 (1401 amino acids)
Source: RefSeq, a predicted model, not a curated record